Molecule: messenger RNA, 423 nt
Organism: Heterostelium album PN500
Lineage: Eukaryota; Evosea; Eumycetozoa; Acytosteliales; Acytosteliaceae
Product: CAP domain-containing protein
Exons: 1
Coding region: 1-423 (140 amino acids)
Source: RefSeq, a predicted model, not a curated record
AUGGAUUUAGAAAUUAUUUCCCAACUAUUAACUUUGGUAAAUCAAGAAAGAUCGAGAUAUAAUCUACAACCUGUUUACUCAGACAGAAUUCUUAAUAUUUGUGCCCAACAACAAUCCACUUACCAAGCCGAUAUCGAUCAAAUGACACAUAACAAUCCAAGAGGUAACCUUACAAGAAGAACUAGAAUUUUGGGUGGUCAAUAUGUUUUGUGGGAGGAGAAUGUAGCUGUUGGAUAUAGAAAUGCUCAGGAGGUAAUGAGAGGUUGGAUGAACUCUCCUGGUCAUAGAAGAAAUAUUCUAAGUCCAAGUAUCAAUAGAAUGGGUUCCUCGAAAAUAAUUUCAUCCACUGGCAGAUCCUAUUGGACACAAUGCUUUGCUCAAUCCAAUUUCGAUUCAUCGCAAAUGUUCUCAUCAGAGAAUUAA